AUGCCGGCUCCUCUGUUCAAGCGUUUCGCUCCGCCGACGCUGGCGACUGCAAAGCAGUCGUCACCACCCGCAGCGACGCCAAAAUCCAAGAAGAAGAGCAAGACCACGGAGGUAGUCGCAGCACCAGCGGAAGCUCAGGAGGAUGUGGUUAUGGAAGAUGUCCCUGCCGAAACACCGAGAUCGAGCAAAAAGUCGAAGAAGCGGAAGAGCGAAGUGAUUGAAGAGCAAGAUGAGAAAAAUGAAGAGGUUUCUAAGAAACACAAGGCCGUCUUUUCGAAAUUCGAGAAGGCUUCAAAAUUGGCAGAAGCAAGGAAAGAUCAAGACGAGACAGAAGACGAUAUCGAACAGCCAGAGGAAGAGCUUCAUGACCUCAAGCCUAUGCCACAGCCUGCACCUGUACCAGAGCCUGAGUUCGCCCCCACCUUCUCGACUCUGCCCUCAUGGCUCGCUCAGCCCAUUAUCGUCGAAGCCGCGAAAACCACACCUUUCGAGGAGCUCGGUACUCAGCCAUACUAUGUCAAGAGGCUUGAAAAGCUAGGGUUCACGAACGCGCUUGCUGUGCAGACUGCGCUGCUACCUAUGCUGCACAAUGGAUUCGAGCAACAUCUGGGAGACAUCUGCGUGUCUGCGAAGACUGGCUCAGGAAAGACAAUGGCAUACCUCCUGCCAAUAAUUGAGGCUUUGAAAGACCAGGCAGCUCCAAUGCUAUCUGCAGUAGUCGUGGUUCCUAGUCGACAGCUGGUCAACCAGGCUCUGCAGGUCGCCGAAGAGCUAUGCGCCGGGACAAAGAUCAAAGUUGGCACAGCGCUGGGCAACAUUCCUUUGGCAACUGAGCAGAAAGAGCUGGUUAAGCUGAGAGCUCAGUACAACCCGGCCAAGGCGAAGCAGCUACACGCAAAGGCUUCUCAACAACUGGAGACUGGUUUCGUCGAGAGGAGUGGCAUGCUUGAGGAUCUCAUGAGCAUGCCUCGAGACCAUAUCCCCCGCUACGACUCUGGUGUGGAUAUCCUCAUCUGCACUCCUGGACGACUUGUGGAGCACAUCGAACACACAACUGGCUUUCUUCUCAAGUCUGUGCGCUGGCUUGUUAUCGACGAAGCAGACCAGCUGCUGAACCAGAACUUCCAAGGUUGGGCGAGCGUCCUGAUGAACGCACUAUACAGCGACACGCCGCCUGAGUUUAUGAAUGCCCAGGAACGCCUUAGAGAACGCGAGAAUGGCUCGAUCUGGUCUGUCGCCUUGCCCGCCCGUAGGCAGCUCACCAAGAUCGUCCUGAGUGCUACAAUGGAAAAAGAUCUCACCAAACUGGGAACACUGAAGCUUCGACGUCCGAAGCUCGUUGUCGUGCAGGGCGAGAGCGUCCAAGACCAGCCUCUCCAGAGUGAGGAGAAUGUAUUCGAGCUUCCCUCGACCCUCGACGAGUAUGCAGCACCUGUCAACGACGGCGCAAAUAAGCCCCUACACUUGCUGCACGCUCUGCUCAACUACGUUUUCGCUGGGAUCAAGUCUUUCUCCAACCAGGAAUCUUCAGACUCAGACUCUGCGGAUUCUGAUUCGUCUUCUGAAGACGAGUCCGAGGCAGAGGGGCAUGUGUCGAUCGCAAGUCACAUCAGCCGAGUCUUGAUCUUCACGAAGAGCACCGAGAGCGCCUCGCGUCUAUCACAUCUUCUAUCCGAGCUGGAACCCUCGUUCAAGAAGUACAUGAAGACCAUGACUCGCGCAUCCACAGCAGACGCUGCUCGCAAGCUUCUCAAAUCAUUCAACACCGGAGAUGUCAAGAUACUCAUAGCCUCCGACGCAGCAUCGCGAGGACUUGACAUCCCCAGCAUUACACACGUCAUCAACUAUGACAUGCCCACAAGCAUCACAAGCUACGUGCAUCGUGUAGGACGAACAGCACGUGCAGGCAAGCCUGGUCAGGCUCUGACCCUGUUCUCGAAGACCGAAGCCGCAUGGUUCUGGAAGCAGAUCGCUGCAGGCGACAACGUAAGGAGAGGCGAUAAGAAGGUCAUCCGUAUGGAUUGGAAGGAGAGGGAUGUCACAGGAGACGGCAGGAAGAAGGUUUAUCGCGCCGCCCUCAAGCAGCUCGAGGGCGCAGUGAAGGGCAGUACGGAUACAGCCGAGUAGGUCUCUCAGUGGCGAUCACAUCGUUUGGGCGUCGGCCUAUCCGACAAGAUUCGAUGUGCAAAUCACUAUAUAUCUCCAGGCUAGGUGAUCACGCCUUAGUAGACCGUUAGCAAGGUAGGCUAGGCUCGGCACCGUGAAAGGAAGGCGAUUUGCCCGCAUUGCGGCAGGAGUUGCGGAGCUUUCGAAGAUAAGCACACCAUUGCUGGACCACCUCUAUCACGCCAGCACCACUGCAUUGCGAUCCAAGACAAGCUUCGAGAAAGCUUGACAGCAUUGCUUAAUACCCUCCUCUUUGAGAGUGCGCGCCGCUGCAGACGUUCGGAGCUUGGGAAGAAAGACAGGGCUGAAGUCGGGUCUGCAUUGAAGCUACGACCUGAAGAGGCAGGUUAGAAGUACAGUU
Molecule: messenger RNA, 2527 nt
Organism: Macroventuria anomochaeta
Lineage: Eukaryota; Fungi; Ascomycota; Dothideomycetes; Pleosporales; Didymellaceae
Product: P-loop containing nucleoside triphosphate hydrolase protein
Exons: 3
Coding region: 1-2127 (708 amino acids)
Cellular component (GO): nucleus
Molecular function (GO): nucleic acid binding; ATP binding
Source: RefSeq, a predicted model, not a curated record